UCCGUGGCAUUACGUGAGCGUGCGCGCUUCUGCAAUCUGCACAAAACAAUUCAGCGAGGUAAAAUGGCGUCGGGUGCCAUUUCAACGGAGUCAAAAAAAAUAACAGAUUUACGAGUAAUAGAUCUCAAAUCUGAACUUAAGCGAAGGAAUUUAGAUGUCACUGGUGUGAAAAAUGUUCUUAUUGGCAGACUGAAACAGGCCAUUGAGGAGGAAGGCGGAGAUCCAGAGACCAUUGAGAUUCCACUCUCAGCAGACACACCUACUAGGAAAAAAGUUAAAGGAAAGAAAGUUGAUUCAGACACUGAUAACCCAAUGGAAGAUGAGCCCUAUUCCAAGGGAGAUGAGCCCCACCCCAUGGAAGAUGAGCCCCACCCCAUGGAAGAUGAGCCCCACCCCAAGGAAGAUGAGCCCCACUCCAAGGAAGAUGAACUUUUCUCCUUCUCCAGGGAAGAUGUGCCCCACUCCAAGGAAGAUGAAUUUUUCUCCUUCUCCAGGGAAGAUGGGUCCUUCUCCAGGGAAGAUAUAACAGAUUCCAAGACCAGUGAACCUCAUACAACAGAGGGAGGAUCUUGUACCAGGGCAGAGGAAUCUCCUACCAAUGCAGAAGAAUUGCUUACCAAUGACGAUGCAAUAGAUUCCACAGAAGACAACUUUCUUUUUAAGGAUGCAGACGAGAAUGAUGUUGAAAAAGAUGUAACUGAUACAGAUGAUGGUACUCGCGAAAAUUCUAUACCUCCACCCAGUGAGGACGGCCUCCCAGAAGCCGAGGUAGAAGCCGAGGCAGAUGCCGAGGCAGAAGCCGAGGCUGAGGCCGAACAAGAGCCGGAGAUCGAAACUGAAGCUGCCAUCUCCACAAAAGAAGAUGAGGAUGAUAACAUAUCGGUCAUACUCCAGAAUGAAGAUGCCAUCACGCUGGAUGUUGAUGGCGAUGACCUCCUGGAAACAGGUAAACAUGUGAAACUUCCAGAUUCAGAGGCAGACAAGGGCUGUGAUGAGCCAGAGGCCUCUGCUGAGACGAGCCCCGAGGAUGACAUGAAGAUGGAAGUGGAGGGCCAUAAAGAUGGUAAGAAAGAUGACGGGACGAAGGUUGACUCCUCCAAGAAGGAAAGCAGAGAUGCCUUGAAGAAAGCAGAAAUGGGAGACAAAGACAAGGAUUCUGGGAAGAAAGGCCCCUCGUCUACUGGGGCAUCAGGUCAAGCAAAGAGUUCUUCAAAGGACAGAGAUGGAAAGGCUACAAAAGAUGACAAAGGAAGCAGCAGCAGCAGUAGUACAAGCAGUCGCAACAUAUGGGUGAGCGGCCUUUCCUCCAACACCAAAGCAGCUGAUUUGAAGAACCUUUUUGGCAAAUAUGGGAAGGUUUUUAGUGCCAAAGUGGUAACUAAUGCUCGCAGUCCUGGAGCCAAAUGUUACGGAUUGGUAACAAUGUCAUCUAGUGCAGAGGUGGGAAGGUGUAUCUCCCACCUGGACCGCACGGAGCUUCAUGGUCAACAGAUAUCUGUUGAAAGGGUUAAAAGUGAUCCUUUCAAGAAAGAACCUUCAAAGAAGGAAUCAGAGGACAAAAUAAGCUCUGGCAAGUCGAGUGACAAACGUAGUGCUGUGUCGAGUAGCAAGUCUAGCACUGGCAAAACCCAGCAAUUUUCAAAAAAAGAGGACAAAAAGUGUGACAAAUCAUCAGACAAAGAUGGAAAAGAGUCAUCCAAGAAGCAGGAGUCUAAAAGCACAAAAUCUGAGGCAACAUCCUCAAGCUCAGGUCCAGAUUCCUCAAAGAAAGAUGAUAAAAAGCACAGUGGAAGGACCAAGAGCCCUGGCAAGAUGGUAGUUAUUGAUCAUGCAAAAGGAGACCCCAACCUCAACAAAAUGAGAGCUCCUUUUCGAAGGGGAAGAUUUGACAAGCCAGGUUUCACCAACAACACCCAUAUGAUGCAGCGGAGACCCAGAUAUUUCAUGCCUUCUGAAGAGAUGGAAAUGAAUAAAGGGAGGCUUUUCCCUAACAAAGGAGGGAGCAAAGACAUCCUCCCCUUUGAGAAAAUGAAAGAGCAGAGACUGCGUGAACGUUUGGUCCGACUGGAACGUGUCCGCAGAGCUGUGGAGCUGCGCAGGCGGCGUGAGAUUGCUGAGCGGGAACGCCGGGAGCGUGAACGUAUCCGUCUGAUUCGGGAGCGGGAGGAGAGGGAGAACCUGCUCCGGGAACGCCAGAGGCUGGAGGUAGAAAGGCAGAAACUGGAGAGGGAGCGCAUGGAGAGGGAAAGACUGGAGAGGGAACGGAUCCGCAUAGAGCAGGAGCGCCGUAAGGAGGCAGAGCGUAUGGCCCGUGAACGGGAGGAGCUGAGGAGGCAGCAGGAGCAGCUCCGAUAUGAGCAGGAGAAGAGGAACAAUCUGAAGAGGGGCCGGGAUGUUGACCACAGUCGAAGGGAAGAUCCCUAUUGGAAUGCCAACAAGAAGAUCCAGCCAGAGUCUGAGGGCCGACUCAACCAGGGAUCCGACUACAACCGCCAGCAGAACCGCUUCACCGAGUUCAGCCCCAGAGAGAGAGAGAGAGGCUUCCCAGAGACUACAGCAGUGGAGACCAACACUUUUGGAAGGCGGAACCGCUUUGACGGUGAGCCUGAGGCCAAGAAGACCCGCCCCGCUGCUCGUAGGGACAGCUCUGGGUUUGAGCGCUACCCCAAGAACUUUGAGGCUGUCCGCAGAGCCGAGCCUCCCCCACCUCCACGCACCGACAUCAGGGACACAGACCGUAGAGAGAUUCGAGACCGAGAUGAGCGCCGGGCCGUGCCCAUGCCGGAGCGCCGGGCCGUGCCCAUGCCGGAGCGCCGGGCCGUGCCCAUGCCGGAGCGCCGGGCCGUGCCCAUGCCGGAGCGCCGGGCCGUUCCCAUGCCGGAGCGCCGGGCCGUGCCCAUGCCGGAGCGCCCAGCAGGGGGCAGAGCACCCAUGCCUGGUAUGUCUCAUACUGGACGUUCCCCUAGAGACACGGGUCACACAGGGCAUGCCAGUCAUUCUGGUCAUACGGGAUGGAAGAACGACGUCCCUAAGGGGGACAUACGUGGAGCUGUGCGUACCGGGGGUAUGCGCCCUGAGCGGUCAGGCAGAGGUGGCCCGGGGCCGGCUCUCAGAGGAGGCUCCUCAUCCAGCCGCGGUCGGUCGAGCUUCAGUAGCCGAGAUGGAGGAAGACCCAUGGUCAUGGCUGACCAGCAUUUCGGCUCUGGUCGACAAGUGGUGGUGGAGCGUCAUGGCCGGGACCAGCCGGCCCCCAGGAAGGACUGGCACAGUGGCGCUGGUUCCCAGGGAGGGGGCUUCCCGGACAGUCGCAGGAUGGGCGACAGCCGCGGGAGCAUAAUGGCCCCACACUCAAGCCACUCUUCAUCUGGAAUGAACAGAAUAGUACAAAUCACCAACACCAGUUCCAUGUCCAGCAGUGUGAGUGGAUUCAAGCCCUUCAAGGGAGCGCCUCGACGCUUCUAAUCACUUCUCCACAGAUCAAUCUAUGCUUAUUUUUCAAAAAAAACAACUUUUUAUAACUUAAUUUCUCUUUUUUUAAUUGAGUGUUAGGUGUUUUAAGAGGCUGGCUUCUAGUCUUAAGGUUGACAUAGACAUUUGUUUUUGUAUAGAUUGUUACCUCAUUGUAGGGUUUCCUAACAGUUCUGUUGUGACCAUAAAAACAACCCAGUGCACAUAUGUUCCACUUACCUUAAAGAAUUUUACAGUUUUAGUUAUUUGUAACAAGUUUGUGAUGUUAACUGCGCCUCCCUGAACUGAAACUGAUGUACGUAAUGUAAAAUGUCAGCAGCUCAAUGUAUUCCACAAACGUUCAACUAUGCUCCGGGUGCUGUGAAAGGUUAUUUAAUUAAACAUCUUGCUAAUAUUGUCUUUGGCGCCCUACA
This is a messenger RNA of Esox lucius (northern pike), 3881 nucleotides long. It is a transcript of the gene sltm, whose product is annotated as SAFB-like, transcription modulator. Gene Ontology annotation, molecular function: RNA binding; sequence-specific DNA binding. Lineage: Eukaryota; Metazoa; Chordata; Actinopteri; Esociformes; Esocidae. Gene Ontology annotation, cellular component: nucleus. The transcript has 19 exons. Bases 64 to 3462 code for a protein of 1132 amino acids. Gene Ontology annotation, biological process: regulation of transcription by RNA polymerase II; regulation of mRNA processing. The record is from RefSeq and is a predicted model, not a curated record.